AUGAAAGUCACAGGAAUCUGGGUCUACCCUAUCAAAGGACUUCGCGGCAUAUCGCUCCACAACGCUCACCUUGGCUCCCAAGGUGUGCAAUAUGACAGACGGUUCAUGCUCUUCAAGGUCAAAGAGAAUGGGGACCUGCAGAAGCUACAGCUUGAUAGGUUUCCUGCAUGCAGCCGCUUCAUCCCAGAAAUUGUAGGCGAUGAGGUUCACGUUCGAUAUAUGCCUCCAGAGGUGCCGCUGGUGCCAUCAUGCCCGGAACAGAGAGUCGUCCUCCGCGUGCCCCUGAAUCCUGACUUAUCGGGUCUCGGCCAGCAAGUGAUCAACCUUCAUCAGGCACUGGUCAAUGCUUACCGUAUGGGAGACUAUUUUGAUAAGUGGUUUACUGCUUGCUUCGGCUUCGAAACUAUCUUCUUCUACAUUGGCGAUGAGCGUCGUCCAGUACUAGGCACCAACUCACCUAGAAGCCAGCCGGUGGUCGCUGCUGUACCCCCUACCCAGAGCUGGCUCCCUUAUUUGUACAGCUAUGUAUGGGGCGGAAGUGAUAAAUGUCAGGCAGAGUCAAAGCCCGAGCCAGACUGGCUUGCUUUUGCCGAUAUGGCUGCCUAUCUCGUCGUGACCGAGAAGUCGCUCAGAAAUGUCAACGCGCGGUUCUCCAAUACCACCGUGGAUAUUGUAAAGUUCCGUCCUAAUAUCGUUGUGGACGGCGAGGUCGAAUUCGAAGAGGAUUUCUGGGCCGAGCUGUCCAUCGGCGGUCGCCCUGUCCUUGCCUUGACCAAGCUGUGCGACAGGUGCACCUCUCUCAACGUCGAUUACGACACGGGCCGGUUCGGAGAAGGGGAGAAGGGUAUGCUGCUCAAGAAGCUGAUGGCAGAUCGACGUGUCGACAUGGGCGCCAAGUGGGAGCCUGUCUUCGGAAAAUAUGCCUUCCUGGUUGAUGACUUGGAUGGCGCUGACAUUUCUGUCGGAGACGAAGUAGCUGUGACGAAGAGAACAGUCGAGAGACCAGCGGCUGACUGGCCGUACAAGGAUAAGACGAUUGCUCGCUUCUAUCGUUAUGUGUAA
Molecule: messenger RNA, 1062 nt
Organism: Trichoderma asperellum CBS 433.97
Lineage: Eukaryota; Fungi; Ascomycota; Sordariomycetes; Hypocreales; Hypocreaceae
Molecular function (GO): molybdenum ion binding; pyridoxal phosphate binding; catalytic activity
Source: RefSeq, a predicted model, not a curated record